GACUGCACGCGCCAAAAGCAUAUCUUUCUGUGGUGAAGAAGACGCUCUUAUCCAUUCACGUCGAAGUUUACUUGCCCUCAUUGAAAUUGGAGGAGAACAUUAGAAAUCUGGACCGUUGAAAGGAUGUCAUCCAAUUGCAGUGUGACCACAUUACAGCUGGACUCAGUGAGCCAGGCAGAAUGCCCCUCUGUUCACCUGCUGCCCUGUGAGAUAGAGCAUGACGGGCCUGCAGAGGUGUCCCAGUUCUUCACAGCCACCAUCAAAGACCGAAAACAUGAGAAAACGGUGUCGUUCAGGGGUCGUGGGUUAAAAGGUCAGGAGGUCAGCUGUCCACAGGGCUACACAGGCCUGGUGCUGAGAGAGGUCAACAAAUCAGGCUCUGACCAGGAGGACAGGACUGUGAAGGUGUCCUCAGUGUUCCAUAAAGUCACCUACUGGAACCUCGAGACUUCGCCCAACUCUGAUGAUGGCAUCGUCAUGGCAAUGGCCUGGCCGGAUCUGGCAGAAGCGAGGCUAUCCAGUCCUUCUGGCUGGAGAACGGUGUAUUGCUGACACGUGGGGAUACUGAGGGGGAAACUACUUCCCCGCCCUAAAACUAAGACCCACAUAGAGUAUUCUGCCACUGGAGUAGGUGAAGAGGCUUAUCUGCGCUUCGGAGGUAAAAGACAUGGCUGAGUUUGUCAUCAGACAGCUGUCGAUUUCCAGUUCUGUCUAGACUGUUUCCAUGGAAACGGAUACUGUUCGGAACCAGAACCCGAAGACUGAAUGAAGACUAUCUCCAUUAGUCUGAAAACACCCUCAACAACAGCUCUAUUACCAUACAGGCCACAGUACAGGCACAGAGACUGACGGGUGUUCCUGAUAACACUGUCACAUGACUGGAAGACACAAAAGGAUGCUAUCUAUCAGAUGGGAAGCAGAAGGCACAAGCUGUGGUUUUGUCAACGGACAGUCUCAACUGUUCCACAGAGAUAGGAAAACACACACACACACACCGCAUGCCUUCCUGUGGCUUCCUGUGCAUUUAGCAACAUUUCCGGAAACUGCCACCAUACUCGAGGACAUUCAACCAUCAAGCCAAAUGCCUCAUAGGGAAAUUAAAAUGGUCAACUUUUUUAUGUAUGUCAAUAAACAUAUUUAAUUCUGGAUUUCAGAAUUGACAAUUCAUUACAUUGUUAAUCAUUUUCUAUAACUUUCUAUUCAUGGGUCACCUCUUCCUUGAUUUAUUGAAUAGUCAACUGCAUGUCUGUUAGGAUCCCAGCGUGGACUGGUUGUCAUUUCUCUUCAAGGCUGCUGCAGCCGCACCC
Molecule: messenger RNA, 1307 nt
Organism: Oncorhynchus tshawytscha (Chinook salmon)
Lineage: Eukaryota; Metazoa; Chordata; Actinopteri; Salmoniformes; Salmonidae
Gene: rnaseh2c
Product: ribonuclease H2, subunit C
Exons: 6
Coding region: 124-552 (142 amino acids)
Biological process (GO): RNA catabolic process
Cellular component (GO): ribonuclease H2 complex
Source: RefSeq, a predicted model, not a curated record